AUGAACGCCAUCAUCGACGUGGCCAAGCAGAUGUCGGAGUGGCCGAGGGAUGAUCUGUCACUAGGCACUUUAUGCUUCUUACGCAACGCACCGAUUGACUGGCUAAGACGGCAGAUCACCGACGGCUUCACCGCCGCAGCUCAGGACAUCCUCGGACACACACAGUUCGAAUCAGUCCUUCUUGACGCCAUUCCGCGCCCUAUCAUCGACCAUCUCGACAACAUACUCGUAUAUGUCGACUGUGUGAGGCGUCCAAACAUCCUUCCUUUGCUCUAUGGCGGCGGUGGAACAGCCGCACCAGCUGGCUGGAAGCGGCUCGAUGGACACGCGGGCAUGGUUGAUGGGACACGAAAGGCCUAUAACAUACAUGAAAAGGCCCUACAGCAGCUAGGUAUUAUGCCGAAGUUCAGCAUCGUAUGGAGCUCAGCACGUGCCAACCGAUCACCGGUACUCCCGCUUGUCGUCGAAGGCUUACUCCAGGUCCACUUCGACGUCUGCACUCUAGAGCCUUCCCUUCCUAAAACUGAAGAACUGUUCGUUUCCGAUAGCCUUGGGCGUCUCGUCCGAGACUUCGGCGCAAACGUCAACCCAGACUUGGUGUUCGAGCUCACUACAUCUCUACUGCCCAUUGCUCAUUGUGUGUGA
Messenger RNA from Saxophila tyrrhenica, 645 nucleotides. RefSeq lists its product as uncharacterized. Lineage: Eukaryota; Fungi; Ascomycota; Dothideomycetes; Mycosphaerellales; Extremaceae. The coding region runs from base 1 to 645 and encodes 214 amino acids. The record is from RefSeq and is a predicted model, not a curated record. The transcript has 2 exons.